Molecule: messenger RNA, 6517 nt
Organism: Perca fluviatilis (European perch)
Lineage: Eukaryota; Metazoa; Chordata; Actinopteri; Perciformes; Percidae
Product: A disintegrin and metalloproteinase with thrombospondin motifs 2-like
Exons: 22
Coding region: 1-5325 (1774 amino acids)
Biological process (GO): extracellular matrix organization; proteolysis
Cellular component (GO): extracellular matrix
Molecular function (GO): metalloendopeptidase activity
Source: RefSeq, a predicted model, not a curated record
AUGCGACAGCAGAGCAUUCAGCUCAGCAUGUUUGGAAACUUGGAGGAGCUCAGUGUUGACAGAGAGACUGAGUGGACUGAUUUAUGCUUUGAGAAUGAAGGAGCAGAAAAGUUGAACCUGGAGCAGACUGAGGAGGACAUAGGGGUGCAAAAGACUGACUUUCAGACAGACUCCCUGCAGCAUGUCCUGGGGGAGUAUGGACUGGUGAGGCCGAUCAGUGUGGACGCAGAGGGCCGCUUCUUGUCACACGCCGUCUCAGCUGGCCGAAUGGCAGGAGGGCAGUCCCGUAGGCGCCGGAAGAGGGAGGUAGGAGUAGGCAGUGAUGAGUGGGAAGGACCAAAAGGAGAGCCUGUGGCCUUUCGGGAAAGGCUUUACUACAACGUCACCAUCUUCGGCCGGGAGUUCCACCUGCGCUUGCACCACAAUGCCAGGCUGGUGGCCCCCGGAGCCAAGAUGGAGUGGCAUGAUGACAGCGACAGCGCCCGGCACUCGGAGCCACUGCACGAUGAAUGCUUGUACGUGGGGGACAUCACAGACACACCAGGAGCCACUGUGGCUAUCAGCAACUGUGACGGCCUGGCUGGUAUGAUCAGGAUGGAGCAAGAGGAGUUUUUCAUCGAGCCGGUGGAGCGGGGCGACGGAGUGAUAGAAGAAGAGGAGGAGGAGGGAGGAGGAGGAAGGACACACGUUGUCUAUCGCUCCUCAGCAGUAAAGAAAGCGCCCAUCAGCAGCAUGGCGGCAGACUACCACUCCAGAGGUGCUGAUCUAGGUGGUCUCAUGGACCUGGAGUCUCUGUACCGCGGCGUGGAGCAGAGUAUCAACCACACGCGAGCCGGGCGAAUGCGCAGACAGAGCCUGGAAAGGGCCUACAACAUCGAGGUGCUGCUGGGCGUCGACGACUCGGUGGUCCAGUUUCACGGGAAGGAGCAUGUCCAAAAGUACCUGCUCACACUCAUGAACAUUGUGAAUGAGAUCUACCAUGACCAGUCUUUGGGAGCAAAGAUCAAUGUGGUUCUGGUGCGGAUUAUCAUGCUGGGCUACGGCAAGUCCAUGAGUCUGAUUGAACUGGGAAACCCAUCUCAGAGUCUGGAGAACGUGUGUCGCUGGGCCUUCCUGCAGCAGAAGCAGGACACAGGAGACGCCGAGUAUCACGAUCACGCCAUCUUCCUCACACGACAGGAAUUUGGCCCCACGGGCAUGCAGGGUUACGCCCCAGUGACGGGCAUGUGCCAUCCGGUAAGGAGCUGCACUUUGAAUCAUGAGGAUGGUUUCUCCUCUGCCUUUGUGGUGGCACACGAGACCGGACAUGUGCUGGGGAUGGAGCAUGAUGGCCAGGGGAACCGCUGUGGCGAUGAGGUGCACAUGGGCAGCAUCAUGGCCCCACUGGUGCAAGCUGCCUUCCACCGCUUUCACUGGUCCAGAUGUAGCAUGCAAGAGCUGGGACGCUACCUAAGUUCCUAUGACUGUCUCCGUGACGACCCCUUUGACCACAACUGGCCGUCCCUGCCUCAGCUUCCUGGUUUGCACUACUCCAUGAACGAACAGUGUCGCUUUGACUUCGGCGUGGGCUACACGAUGUGCACCGCGUAUCGCACAUUUGACCCAUGUAAGCAGCUGUGGUGUAGCCACCCAGACAAUCCCUUCUUCUGCAAGACCAAGAAAGGACCGCCCAUUGAUGGCACCAUGUGCGGGAACGGGAAGCAUUGCUUUAAAGGUCACUGCAUCUGGUUGACACCUGACAUUAUAAAGCAAGAUGGAAACUGGGGUUCGUGGAGCGAGUUUGGUCAGUGCUCCCGCACCUGUGGUGGAGGAGUACAAUUUCGCACACGUGAAUGUGACAAUCCUAGACCAGCCAAUGGGGGCCGUUCCUGCAUGGGGGCGACUAACCAGUUCCAGAUGUGCAACACCAACGAGUGCGAGGAUAUCUACAGUGACACGCGAGAGGAGCAAUGCGACGCUUCGGACCUCCGCUUUGAAAUCCACAGCAAACCGCAACAAUGGCUUCCUUAUGAACACACAGACCCUAACAAACGCUGCCACCUGCAUUGCCAAUCCAAGGAGACACACGAUGUGGUCUUUAUGCAGAGAAUGGUCCUGGACGGCACACGCUGCUCAUACAAGGACCCGCACAGUGUGUGUGUGCGAGGGGAGUGUGAGAAAGUGGGCUGUGACGGCAUGGUCGGCUCCUCAAAGCAGGAGGAUAAGUGUGGAGUGUGUGGAGGAGACAACUCCAGCUGCAAAACCUUCAAAGACACCAUCACACGUACUGCCAAGAAAAAAGGUUUCCUUAAAGUUCUUGAAAUCCCCAGAGGAGCGAGACACUUACUGAUCCAAGAACUGAAAGCGACCUCACACACUUUAGCUGUAAAGAACGUGGCAUCAGGACUGUUCUUCUUGAAUGGGGAAAACGAAGAAUCCCACUCGGUCAUAGAAAAGGGCGUGGAGUGGGAAUAUGAGAAUGACAACGGCAAAGAGACUCUUCAGACCACUGGUCCUCUCAGACAUGGAAUUCUGAUCAUGAUGAAAUUAUAUGGAGAUGAGGAUGUGAAUUUGUCUUAUAAGUACAUGAUGAAUAUGGACAGUGACUCUGCCAUUCAGAACAACAUGCUGGUAGAGGACAGUGCCUAUGAAUGGGCUCCAAAGAGAUGGUCCAAAUGCAAUAAGCCUUGCGGCGGAGGGAAGCAGACCCUGCGAUAUGGCUGCAGAAGAAAAGUUGACAGUAAGAUGGUCCACAAGAGCUCCUGUAACAAAUCCAACAUGAAACGUAGAGAAGACUCCAGAGACUGCAACCAGAAGCCCUGCCCUCCACCCAUUUGGGUGACAGGGGAGUGGCAGAACUGCAGCAAACCAUGUGGAAAGACGGGGAUGCAAAUCCGCUCGGUCAGCUGUAUCCAGCCGUUAGAUGACAACACCACACAUUCCAUCCACAAUAAACACUGCAACGACGACCGGCCCGAGACUCGCAGACCCUGCAACCGACACCCCUGCCCCACCCAGUGGAGAGUCGGGCCGUGGUCGCAGUGCUCAGUGACAUGUGGUAAUGGGACCCAGCAGAGGCAGGCUCUGUGCCACACCAGGGACAACACCAUCGGCCUGUGUCUGGACAGUAAGCCCGACACCAUCAGAGUCUGUCGCAUGGAUCCAUGUCCCAAGGGCUCAUCAGACCUCAACAAGAACGGCAACAUCCUGAUCCAGUGGCUGUCGCGCCCCAACCCCAACUUCCCGAAGAUCUCCUCACGCCAGCGUUGUCAUGGAGACCGCUCUGUGUUCUGUGGUAUGGAGGUGCUGAAGCGCUACUGCUCUCUACCGGAUUACCAACGCAUGUGCUGCAAGUCCUGCUCCACAUCCACCCCCAUCACUUCCAUCCUGCCCAGUGUUACAGCUCCUCCACCCACCAGCACCAGCUCUGGAUUCACCUCCGUCCAACCCACCUCAGCUGUUAUUACCACCAUUGCAGCUUCUACCAUCAAUCUCUGGACCACCACUACACCUCCCAUUUCUACCACUGCUGUUCCUCAUUCCACUUCUUCCCCACUAAGUGCUACACAAAUGAUCACUACUCAUCCUCCAGUUGCUACCAGUGCCCCUGCCCUCUUCACUACCUUUUCCAUGGCAACAACCUCAGUUAUUACAACUUCUCCCAGUGAUACUGCUCAUCCCUUACCUCUGCCUGUCCCAGACAUAGACGAGUACACAGAUCCACAGUUACAGACCACUAUAAAUAGUCCAACAACAUCUGGUAUGAUAACUACUACACACCUUCCAGCAACAAGCAGUCUGACUAUGACAAAUCCAACAGAAAGCAGUACAAAAACAGAUGCCCCAGUAAAAUCCAAGCCCAAAAAGAUUCUGCCAAAGAAAAAACCCAAAAAGGUGAUUCCACCAAAGAUCAAUCCAAAAAAGAAUACUGCACUAAAAAAUACUACAAGAAAAGAUUUUUCACUAAAUAUCAAUUCAAAAAAGAAAACUAAUACUGCUCCAAAAAAGAAUACACCAGAAAAAACAACUCUCAAAAAGAUGACUACACCAAACACUACUCCCAAAAAGACUACUUCCAAAAAGACUACUCCUCAAAGCACUAUUCCACCAAACACUACUCCCAAAAAGACAACUCCAGCAAAGACUACCCCCAAAAAGACUACUCCAUCAAAGACUACCCCCAAAAAGACUACUGCAGCAAACACUACUCCCAAAAAGACUACUGCAGCAAACACUACUCCCAGAAAGACUCCCCCUAAAAAGACCACUCUCAAUAAGACUCCUCCGGUGAAGACUACUCCUAAGAAAAAACACAUACCCACGCCCAAAAAGGAGGUUCCACCAAAGGCCAAUCCCAAAAAGAACAUUCAGCCAAAGACAAAAGUUACAAAGAAAACGCAAACAAAGACAAAUAUCCAAAAGAACCCAAAACCAGGUCUCAAAAAUGCCACAAACUCUCAAGUCAAGGUUAAUCAGAAUAAGGCCAAGAUAAAAAAGAAAAAAUUUCAAACAGUGUCUCCAUAUUAUACCACAGCUCCUACUCCACAUACAAGUCCAGAACAACUAAGAGAGUACCUUUCCUCCACUAUCUCAUCUACCACUAGUGUACAUGCGACAGGUGCAGGCAUGCCUUUGCCUGACUCCAGAAUCAAUGUUACGUACAUCAAUAACAGCACAGCAACUACAGAUGAGACACCAAUGUGGUAUCACGAUGCUUCAGCCACCAGACCCAGCACUUUUGGUGAUGUCAUAACGCCGACUGGAACCGCUCAUUUUGAAGAAGUCAACAUGCCUAGUGGAACCCUGCCGUAUAGUGGUGUCACAAUGACCAGCAGCGGUGAUGUCACAGUAACAGGAAGGACCAUUCUCAGUGGUGAUGACCUCACAAUGUCCUACAAUGAUGUGGGAAGGGUUAGUGACACCAUAGUGCUAGACGACAGCUUCGCCAUGGUGAUCCCGACCAUCAACAGUGAGGAUAUGACGGACCUUGCGUCCUCACCCUGGCUGGACAUGUCUGAGUACAUCCCUGUGAGCAUCCCUGUUCCCACGACAACCUCAGACCCUGCCACAGACUCACCUUCCACCACUUUCACUCUGACAACCGAAAAAACAGCCAUGUUAACCAUCAUCAGACCUCAGCAAAGACCAGAGGAGAACAGUGAGAACAACUCCAUCGACGUCAUAUACAACAGGAUCGUCGGCGUAGACAACGACAUCUCCCAGAACAAUCUGAUCCCAAAGCGCCGGGUCAACCUCCGAGAGAGAACCAAGAACAAACGCAUUCAGGAGCUUCUGGAGGAGAAGAGGAACUUUCUCCUCAGAAUGAAGAGAGGCCACGCAUUAUGAAAGACCAAGCCUUCCCAUUUCUCUUAUAGAGAUGAACGUUUUCUUUACAGACUUUCGUAAGCCCUGUUUAAACCCCUCUGAACUGCCAUGAUGCUUUAUAUCAGGCCUUUCCACAAAAUAACUGUCAUAUUACUAUCAUGACAAUCAGGACUGUUGCAGAGAGAGAAUGUCGUGAACAAAUGUUUGAACAGUUGCUUUGAAUAAAGAAAAGCCUUUUAGAGUACAGAUUGUAGCAGAUUUGAAGCAAAUCACAUUGCCUGUGUCAACACAAUAAUGAGAAACAGAAGGGAUGAAAAGUGUACAUCCAGUUUGCCAGUUUGGCCAGCACUUUACAAAUCCAAGCUUUUAUCCCCCAAACCACUUAUAGUCAUGUUGGAGGAUUCAUCGAUGAUUGGUAGAUAAGGUCUAACAUUGUUUGUAAAAUGGUAUUAUCCCUACUGACCCUAAUGGAGCAGCACAAUCUACCACCUAGAAUCCAAAUCUCCAUCCUCAUUUCCCUACAGAUAUAUCUCUGCCCCCGAUAACAGCUACUGUAGGAAAAGCUGAAGACGUCUCCUUGUUAAGUGGCUAACACUCUAUACACAGUGCAAAUUGGAGCUUUAGGAGGCCUGAAAGCAAUAUGGCAACGCUAUACAAUCAGAAAGUCAAAGGUUCCUUUUGGUAUGAUUGAAUUGUGUAAAGGUUACACUGCUUGGAUUGUGUUGCCUUUUCCAAAACAAACAUCUGUCUGACUACAUGGGGUCUCUCAUCUCUCAGGAAGUUAAGCUACGGCAUGUCGAGGGACAUUGCCAAACAUGUUGUGCUUCCCCAAGACAUUUUGAUAUCUCAUUAAGUUAGAUGGAAAAAUAAGUGAAGACAAAAACUAUAUUGAUGGCAUUUUUGUUUUAACGGCCAGUCAAGUAUGGUGCUUUUUUUUGCCAGUGUUGCUAAAAGGGAUGUCCCUCGUGCAUUUAUUUAUGUACCGUACAAAAAAUACAAAAAAUAUAUUAAAAUAAACAAGGCUGUUUGUAUUAACUGUAUCCAAAUAGAAGCUUUAAGGGCCAGUUUGUUUUCUUUUCUCUAAAAGUGUUAUUAUUGUACAUCUUGCAGCAGCUGCAAAAGCAUCUAUGGAUCUUUCUGUACGAUAUCUGUACAUAUGAAAAAGAACUUAAGGGAUAUUUAUUAAAGUUUAAGUGCCUGUGGUAUUUUGCAA